Molecule: messenger RNA, 476 nt
Organism: Punctularia strigosozonata HHB-11173 SS5
Lineage: Eukaryota; Fungi; Basidiomycota; Agaricomycetes; Corticiales; Punctulariaceae
Exons: 3
Coding region: 22-378 (118 amino acids)
Source: RefSeq, a predicted model, not a curated record
UUACAGUUUUAUAGAUGCAUAAUGUGUCUGUUGGAGUGGAUUAUAGUCCUACAUGUUCCGCAUACGAGACAUUGGGUUUUUCAUUCCGACACUUUGGGAAUGACUCGUGAGCUCGUCUUGCGGCGCUCUGCUUUCAAGGUUGAACGCGUUUUUGUCUGUGACGCGAUGCUCUCGGUAUCAUUGCGUUCUCUGCUCGAGGACGAUCUCCUCGAAUGCAUCGACAUAUCUUCCAUCUGGAAUAUCAUUGGGCGUUCCUCCUUCGUGGCAGGGGCCACAAGCGGCGUGUUGAACAGCAACGCGGUCGUUUGCGUCAGGGAGGUCAACAUAGAUGGCAUCAUUGUUGCAAGUGUUUCGAUGGAGGAUUAUUGGCUGUGGUGAGAGGGUCGGGACGAGGGAGAAUACUGGCCUUUGUACCGCUUCACCCCCGCAGCUAUAUCGUCCAUCGGUCGUCCCGCGUUUGCCGCCGUGGAACGUCA